CGAUGAUCCGAACCACAGGAAACCAAGAUAGGAGACGGUUGUUUCAUUGUUUCCCUUUUUUUGCCCUUCGCCCAUCCCCAGCAAGACGUGUCCCCCGUAGGUAUUCUCUGUUCUCUCUCUGCUUCCCCGCCUCGGUCAUCAGUCAUCAGCAUUUAUUUGUGUUCUUUCCAGGCCCCGCUUUGGCAGUGGCACGGGGAACAACUGCUCUUCUUGGACAUAGCUUCCAAGAUAACGCCGAGGGUGAAUUGUACGAAGUUGUAAAAAUAUUUUGUGUUUCGCCGCACGUGAUCAUGACGAGUGAUGAUGCUUCUGAGGAAGUGGUUUCGGUGGAGGUUUUGUGGGUCGGCAUGGUGAUUCUGGCCGUGCUGCUGAUGCUGCCGGCGAGAUGGGGUGCUGGCUCGUCUAUCAGAAAAGCAUCUCGGGCACCGGGGUCGUCAUCGUCACGCCGCACGGGCAGCACCGGCACCAGCACCAGCACCCAUGGUUGUUCGACUGCCGCCGCGCUCGAGAAACGAGCGGAAGAGCUUGAGGCGGCAGGAGACUUGGACGGAGCAAUGGAGGCUCUUCUCGCCUCUCAUGACCAGGGCUCCUCGAGGGCCGUUACGCUGGCGCACGAGCUGUCCCAGCGACAUCCCGUGGGAGCAUUAGGAGGGAAUAGAUGCCCGCUGAGCAUUCGGUCUCCUCGGCGGAAGGUGGGUGGUGGCGUGGAAGCUGGGGCUUCACCCGAUCCCGAGGCUUCGUCCGCUGCUGUUGCUGAUGCCGAUGCCGCGGCUCCUGCCGCCGUCUCUGUCGUCGCCCCUGUCUGUGCGGCUGCUUUGACCUCCCUAGCUAGCGAGGUCCUUGCUGAUGACAACAACGACGGCGUAACAAGCGUGCCGGAAGAGCAUUGUAAGCGAUCACUACCAUCGGGCGAAGAACGAAGACAUGUUACUCUUAGCGGUGAAAGCGCCAGCGCGACAGCGGCAGGACCAGCAAGCCAGUCGGCCGCGACGACAGCAACGGGGGCCCUGGAGCCUGGAAAAAGGAUCGACCAUGGUGGCGGCGAACCCACCACGACUACUCUACUGCCUUGGGAGAGAGGCUGGCAGGGAAGAGAGGGCUUCAAGCCACCGCCGUCGUCGUCAGCACUCGCCGACACGGGCUCGUCCGCUAGUCGCGAUGCUGCCGGAACGGCGGCGGCGUUCGGAGCUGGCUUGUCGCCGUCGUCCUCGUCGUUUGCAGAGACGGGCGUCCAGAGCGACGAUGCUCUGGACGUUGGAGACGCGGAGGCGACGAAGUUGGCGAGGCGGAACUUCACGGUGCGGCAGCUGAAUGCUUUCGACGGGGGCUGCUCGGCUCCGAGGAUGAGGGGAGGGGAGGCAAGAGCAGGAAAGCAACGCCCCAUCUACAUCGCCCUGAAAGGGGAGGUAUACGACGCGUCUGCGGGGAGACAUCUUUACGGCCCGGGAGGCGAAUACUCCGAGUUCGCCGGUCACGACAUAUCCAGAAGAGUAGCGCACGGUGCAUCACACAGUGACAGAUCCAGCAACACCCUCUUGGACGACCUGUCUCUCGAAAACUUAGGCCGCUUCGAGCAGAUGACGUUGAGAGGCUGGGAGGACACGUUCAGGGCUCGCGGCUACCCGAGCUUGGGUAGGGUGGUCGCUCCGCCGCCCCCCCGCUUGUUCUCGCGCGCCGAGCUGCGGGCUUUCGACGGGCGAUCAGCUCAUGUCGCCGGGCCCGAAUACGAGGAAACGGAACGAAGAGCGGGGGCGGGGAGGGAAGAACGUGAGGUAGGAGGUGGAGAACCAGGAGAACAGGUCGCGGCGUUGGGGCGGCACGAAGAACAACCUGCCGAGUCGCUGCCGCCAGAGCAGGAGGCGAAGGCAACGGCGAACGCGGUGUGCUUUAGCAACUACGCCGCUCGGCCAAUCUACAUGGGCGUGAAGGAUAAGGUAUUCGACGUUUCCUUCGGGGGCUCGGAGUUCUACCUGGAGGGCGGGCCGUACGAGUGCCUCGCGGGCAGAGACGCUUCACGCGUACUGGCCAAGAUGUCGAUGGCGAGCGAGGACAUCGAGGGGGUCUUGGACUAUUCUUGUCUGACGGACCGGGAGGAAAAGAACCUGGCUGAUUGGGUGGCGAAGCUCGGGGAGGGAGGCAAAGGGUAUCCCGUCGUUGGUUGGAUAGACCUUGGUUCGUACCGGAGCGGACGUUGAAGAGUGAACCGCGCGAGCAAGCAAGCGCGUUCACGCACCGUUUCCCUUUGUUGGAUUGUCGUGUUGCUGUUUCUGCCGCAUAGAAUGGUGGAAACAUUGGACGCUUCCCCCACCCCCUCCGCCGCCGCUGCUGCACUGCGCAUUCCUUUUUUUCAUACCAGACGAUUUGUUGUCUUUCCCCCCCUUCCCGUUGAGUUGGGGUGUAGCUAGGCGUUCGCGUUGUGUACUGGGUGAGAUAUGCUCUGGUUGACGACAAGUGGUGCUUCAGCGUUGUAUACCGUGGCGCACAGCUCCGGCCGCGGCACUGCUGUGAUGCCGUGUGGAUCGGUUGGGUUUUUGCCGUUCACUACUGUGCCAGUGAUGUCCAUCUUCUGGGUGUCGUGCUCGAAGGAGGAGGACGGUCUACAGCAGUGCUCCCGUAGAAGAUGCAAGUGCCCGCUACUUUCCCGCUGGCCGUUUUUUCGAUCCUCACCACGAUGUUGAUUUGGCAGACUUAGCCGACGUUAGGAAAACAAGUCAAGGCGCUGCGGCACAGCAGUGCGUCCUUCUUUGAUCUAUCUACCGUUGACCUGGUUCCGGGGCUGCCUACUGUAGUUUUCCAGUGCAUGUCGGUGAUUCCAUCGACACCACUGCGAGAGUUGUGGCCUACAAGUUCGGUAGUGCACGAGGUCACUGUGUUUACUACCCGAGGUUUCCGUGCAACAUCUGACGUUGAUGUUGUUGCGCACGGCGGAGGGUUUCUUCUGCGUGGCCCGGUUCUCGGAACGGCGUGCGUACACCAGCGUUGGCGACUUGUUUGCGGUCACCCCAAGAGUUGAAUAGUUUCUGGGUGUUCGUUGCAGGAAGACACGAAACCAAAGCAAAAG
This is a messenger RNA of Ectocarpus sp. CCAP 1310/34, 3061 nucleotides long. The record is from the annotation of a GenBank genome assembly. Lineage: Eukaryota; Phaeophyceae; Ectocarpales; Ectocarpaceae.